This is a messenger RNA of Callithrix jacchus (white-tufted-ear marmoset), 2127 nucleotides long. RefSeq names its product peptidoglycan recognition protein 4 (gene PGLYRP4). NCBI's taxonomy places the organism in Eukaryota, Metazoa, Chordata, Mammalia, Primates, Cebidae. Gene Ontology annotation, molecular function: zinc ion binding; N-acetylmuramoyl-L-alanine amidase activity. Gene Ontology annotation, biological process: peptidoglycan catabolic process. The record is from RefSeq and is a predicted model, not a curated record.
UUUCUCCAGGUGCUGUACACGGAGCUGGCUUGGAGCCUCAGCCCUCUGCCUUCCUCUUCUCUUCCAUCUUUUGUUAGGGAUCCUGGGCUCUCCUCUUCUCUCUGAGAAGCCAGAGCCCAAGUGUUCCAUUCCCAGGGAGGGACUGCCCUUAGGGCCAGGGAGAGUGAAGGCCGGAAGAGGCACCAGCUGGAGAAGGAGGGCAGGGCCUGGAAGGGAAGGAGCUGCUGGCCAAUCAGGGGUGAGCCGACUGCACCCUGACCUGCUGGGCUGGGACAGCACAGGACCCACCGUAUCUGCUGCUGUCCACACCCUCCAGCUUGGUGUCCUGGGACCACAUGGGGAUGAUGCCGUGGCUUCUUGUCUUCUCUGCUCUGGGUCUCCAGGCCUGGGGUGAUUCCUUCUGGAACAAAACACAAGAGAAACAGCUCUCAGAGGGGCUUCAGUACCUAUUUGGCAACAUCUCCCAGCUUACUGAAAAAGAUGUCUCUGCCAUGGUCUCUCGCAAGGCAUGGGGGGCAGAAGCUGUUGGCUGCAGUACUCAGCUGACCACACCAGUGAAUGUCCUAGUUAUACACCACGUCCCUGGACUGGAGUGUCACGACCAGAGAGUCUGCAGCCAGAGACUGCGGGAACUGCAGUCCCAUCAUGUCCACAAUAACAGUGGGUGCGACGUGGCUUACAACUUCCUGGUUGGGGACGAUGGCAGGGUGUAUGAAGGUGUUGGCUGGAGCAUCCAAGGUGUGCACACCCAGGGCUACAACAACAUCUCCCUGGGCUUUGCCUUCUUCGGCACUAAGAAAGGCUAUAGUCCCAGCCCUGCUGCCCAGUUGGCCAUGGAAAAUCUAAUCUCCUACGCUGUCCAGAAGGGCCACCUGUCAUCCAGUUACGUUCAGCCACUUCUUGUGAAAGGCGAGAACUGCCUGGCCCCUCGACAGAAGGAGAGCCUGAAGAAAGCUUGCCCCAGCAUUGUCCCACGGUCUGCAUGGGGGGCCAGGGAGACCCACUGCCCCAGGAUGACCCUCCCAGCGAAAUAUGGCAUCAUUAUCCACACUGCUGGCAGGACCUGCAACAUUUCUGAAGAGUGCCGCCUGCUGGUCCGGGACAUCCAGUCUCUCUACAUAGACAGGCUCAAGUCAUGCGACAUUGGGUAUAACUUCCUUGUGGGCCAGGAUGGCGCCAUUUAUGAAGGGGUGGGCUGGAAUGUCCAAGGCUUCUCCACCCCUGGCUAUGAUGACAUCGCCCUGGGCAUCACCUUCAUGGGCACAUUCACAGGUACACCACCAAAUGCUGCAGCACUAGAGGCAGCCCAAGACCUGAUCCAGUGUGCCAUGGUCAAGGGGUACCUGACUCCCAACUACCUGCUGGUGGCCCACAGUGAUGUAGCCAGAACCUUGUCUCCUGGACAGGCUUUGUACAACAUCGUCAGCACCUGGCCUCAUUUCAAACACUGAAGAAGCCCCAGGUCCUUCUGAGACUGCUCCCUCCCCUGUCAGGUCUCUCCUGUCCUCACCAUCUGCCUUGGCUCAACACCUUGUGUCCUCCACCCCUGCCACCCUGUUCUGUGCCUCCUUUUUCAGAUUUGAAGGAUCAUGUUCUCUCCUUCCAACACCCUCCAAGGGCCCCCAGACCUCAUAGCUGGACAUUCACAGUCCUCUGACUCUGAGUCAGACUUCCUCUCUCCUUAUCGUCCUCUCCCUGGGAACCCGACUCCUGAGCCAGGUGAGGCAAUGGGCUGGUUCUUGUUGCAUUUCUCUCUCUCUCUCUUUCUCUAACUGUCUCUCUCACUUUUGCUCUCCAUGACCCUCUGCCUUGUGAGCCUUCCCCUGGUAUCUGCCUGGCAGCCCCCAGUCUCCACCCCUCACCUCUCAACCAUAAUUCAGGUCAAUGUGACCACCCUUCUUUGCUUACACAUAAACUUGUAUAUAUUUGGAUGCAGCCCUCAUUUAAGGGCUGUCAUUAUUUAUAGAUGUCUCUAUUCUUGCUCCUGGGUUGUGAGUUUCUCCACAGGGGAGGACCUGUCUUUUAUUCAUCUCUAUGUCCUCAGUUUCUCAGCAGUGUCUGAAAUUUAAUAAGUUCUACUGAUGUUUACUAGAUAAACAGAUGAAUAAAUGAAUGAAGACAUCCAAA